Messenger RNA from Helianthus annuus (common sunflower), 2378 nucleotides. Its product is annotated as GATA transcription factor 26. The record is from RefSeq and is a predicted model, not a curated record. The transcript is spliced from 8 exons. NCBI's taxonomy places the organism in Eukaryota, Viridiplantae, Streptophyta, Magnoliopsida, Asterales, Asteraceae. The coding region runs from base 1078 to 1977 and encodes 299 amino acids.
CUUCUUUAAGCUUCACCCUCAUCAUCACUCAGACACCACCCUUCACCCCACAUCAGCCAAAAUACUCCUCCCUUCCCUUUCCUUCCUCCUCAACAAUCUCUUAUCUACGAUACAAAACACCGGCGAAGGAGAGAGAGCCAUGUUUGAAGAGAUAGAGCGCCGCGAGAGUAGAUAUAGAAAGAGGGAGCCAGCGAUCGACGAUUAAGAAGGUCACAACGGUGGUUCUGUGUUCCGGCGAUGGCGGAGACUUCAAGAAACGAAGACCGGAUUAAGGUUCAAGCGACAUUCCGGCUACCCCUUUUUACACUGUAAGUUUGACGUAUUUUGAAGGUUGAAGGACAUUCUUGGUAAUACAUCUUCGUUCAGAUCCUUGACGUAUUUUGAAGGUUCAAAGACAUUCUUGCUAAUACAUCUUCGUUCAGAUCCUUAACUCCACACAUUCAUCUCCACACAUUUGCAUUAGGGCUUUUUUCUAUCCAUAACCCUAACUAUGUUAGAUAUUAUUUUGAUUUGGUUGUUGAUAUAUAUUUAGUUCUUUUGUGAAAUUUUGCGAAAACUUAUUGCGAUUACAGGCAGCCCACUUUGCCGAAACGUGCCUCCCGACAAGCCCGUAUUGUGCAAUGCAAGCCGUCGCGUUGGAGAACCAAAGGAUCACUUGUAAACUACACACCACUUCACGCUCGAGCCGAGCCUGAUGAUUUUGAUAGAUUUCUACAGUGAAGACUAUAUCCAUUAAGAGCAAACCGACAAAAUUACUAAAAAGAAAGCCGAAUUACGACAAUGUAGCAGGCGGCAACGGUACCGCUAGCAUUACGCUCGGAAGCAGUGGCGGUGGGAUUGGGUAUGACUACCAUAACCAGGCUUUUCGCAAAGCGUUUGAUGAAGAUACUAGCAAUAGAUCGAGUUCCGGCUCUGCUAUAUCGAAUUCCGAUGGCUAUAUGUAGUUUGCCAGUGCAGAUAAUAGUGAUUUGACCGAUACAUUACAUUAGGAAAUUGUAUUGAUAAUCACUUUUGAAGCUGACAUGUCCCUCUUUGACUUAUUCAGGUCCAGCGCAAUCAUCGGUUGUUUGGGAUACAAUGGUAUCGUCACAAAAACGAGCAUGUGUUAACCAACUAAAACAAUCUCCUGUUGAGAAACUCACCAUUUUACAUGAACAAUCGUAUUUUUCGGGUUCGUCAGAAGAAGAUUUGAUUUUCGAAAGUGAUACACUGAUGGUUUCGGUUGAAAUAGGGCAUGGGAGUGUUCUUAUUCGUCAUCCAAAUUCAGUGGCUCGUGAAGAAGAGUCUGAAGCGAGUUCACUUUCUGUUGAUACGAAAAACGAGGCUUAUUCACGCUUUACUAAUACUACCCUUCCUGCAUAUACUGCUAACAAGGGUGGAAAUUUCUCGAGCCGGCCCAAAAAGCCCAUUAAUCAAGACCAUUUGAACCGGGAUGAUGACGAAAAGUUGCACAUACUCAUGAACCAUAGUUCUCUACUGUACAACAUUGAUCUGAGUGAUAUUAUCAACUUUGAAGAGUUUAAAAGUCAAAUGACAUACGAUGAGCAACAACUGCUUAAAUAUUUACCUCGUGUUGACACUCUUCAAGUUCCUGAUAGCCUCGAAAGCAUGUUCGAUAGCCCUCAGUUUAAGGAUAACAUAUCUUCCUUCCAGAAGCUUCUUGCUGAAGGGGUUUUCGAUCUCUCUGUACCAACAGUGAAAAACGAAGGCUGUAAAACAUUGAACAAGCUUGCUCUUUGUAGUGCUACAAAAUCUGAUUGGGUGGAGAAAUAUAAUCAGCUUCAGGAUGCAAAACGUAAAUAUGAUAAUGGAGGGUCUGUAGUUGGUGGAGCACGUAAUGCCAUGACACCUGGCCAUUCUGUAAACGUAAAGAGAUCUCGAGAAGCCCUAUUUCAACCAUAUCCAGGUUCACCAGGAGUGGGGUUGAUGCUUCUUAUCCUUGAUGUUAAAGUUGGAGACUGGAGAGACCAACAAUGAGCAGGCGGACUCCAACACUAGCCCUCUCUCUGUAUUGAUGAUGAGUGUCAAGAGUAAUACACAGACGUGCGCGCUCGGUUGAACAUGUGUUACUAAUAUAGAUGAUAUAAUACAAAGUAACCGGUGGAUGGUAGUGGUCGUGCUCGGUCAUCAUUGCGACCUACCAACUCAAACAACAACAUGGUCACCAUGCCGGUUAAUUUGUCAUCACAACCCAACUCACCCAACUAUGCGAGCACCAUGCCGCUUCAUCCGCCACCAGAUUUUGGGUUUAUUCAAAUUGGGUCCCCGGUACGAUGUCCUUAAAUGAAUCAACAACAUUUUUUUCUUAUAAUAAAGAUGAACACAAAGAUGGCAAUCUUUUGCAGUCCGUGCCGUAAUGAAGUUGUUACAGUCGUUCC